AUUAUUUAUCAAAUUGGAAAAAACUAGACUUCAUUUUAUUUUACUUAAAGUCACCAACACGACUGAAUUUCAAUUUGUCAAGAGAAUCAUAAAUUUUUUCAAAUGACAGUUAUAUGAAAGUUAACCCAUCUGAUCGGAUCUGUAAUUGAUUAAUUAAUUAAUACUCCGUUAGUCCGUAAUAUGUUUAGAUUAGAUGGGCAUCUGUAAACGUGGGCGGCUGAGAUGAGCUGAGAGAUUCCGGAAGAUCAAGGGUGAGCACUGAAAAUCUGAAAUAACCACCUCGAUCGAAACCCGAUUUGGACGGUCACACCCACCAGAAGUACGAACUGUGUUCAGAAAUUAUUCAUUCCUCUCGCCCGUUCACUCUCCGCCUUUACCAAAAGGUAAUUAAUUUAUUUGUUCCCUUUUUGCUUCUCUGCAUUUACCGCUUCAUUGCUUCCGAUCUGAUUGAUUAAGGUUAGCCAUCGGUUUAGUUUUCUUCAGUUAUCUUUUUUGUUUUAUGGUCUAUAAAGGAUCGGUUAGCUGAAAUUUCUUCAUUCUAGACGUUUGAUUCAGAUGGCCGAAACCAAACCGGGCAUGAGAAAACCGGUUUUCACGAAGGUUGAUCAGGUGCGACCGGGAACCAAUGGGCACAACCUUGUGGUUAAGGUUGUAAGCUCGACUGUUGUGUCGCCGAAGGGGGGGAGACCAGAUGGAACCCGUCAAAUGCGCAUUGCUGAAUCUUUGGUGGGAGAUGAAACUGGGACCAUUCUCUUCACUUCUCGGAAUCAACAAGUGGAUUUAAUGAAGGAGGGUGCUACUUUAAUAGUGAGAAAUGCUAAGAUUGACAUGUUUAAGGGGUCGAUGAGGCUGGCGGUGGACAAGUGGGGACGCAUUGAAGAGGCAGAGCCAGCCGAUUUCACCGUCAAAGAAGACAAUAACCUUUCACUCAUUGAAUAUGAGCUGGUCAAUGUUGUCGAGAAAUAGUUAUCUUGAGAGUUUUUUAUUUUCAAGAUCUCUGGGGCCACCUCAUAUGAAUCUUGCAAGAAAUCUCACUAUGACUGAAGUUUUCAUUUAGGAAGACAAAAAAUGUUAUGGAUAAAAAUUAUAAUGAAAGAGGUUUCAGUGUGGCUUACUACUACUUCUAAGUACAACUGCUCGGCCACCAGCAUUGCAAUAAAUGAAGUAUGUCAAGGCAUGGAAUGCUCAACUUUGAGUGUUUACAUACAUAUAAUGUAAUGCAGCAUAAAUUGGAUUCGAGAGAUUUUGGCAAUGUAGUUCCUUGGUGGAUUGAUUGAAGUGUUAUGUUUAUUUGUUGUUUAUGAUCUGUUAGCCCAAUUUUUUAGUACAUCUUAAACUGGAUCUUUUUCAACUAGUGUUGGCUCCUUCUGGUGCAGUUUGACAGGGGUUUUCCACCGUACUGCUCUAGAUUUUUUUUCUUCAACUAAGAGUUUAUGCACUACAAUGAUCAUUGCACACGCGGAUUGUAUUCUUCACUUCAAUUUGGAGUUU
Messenger RNA from Cuscuta europaea, 1491 nucleotides. The record is from the annotation of a GenBank genome assembly. Lineage: Eukaryota; Viridiplantae; Streptophyta; Magnoliopsida; Solanales; Convolvulaceae.